ACUCGCGCGACACCGCCGCUCCGUGUGCUUGUCUCUAUGCCUCACUCCGCGACCGCGACCCACCCGUGAUACACGUACGCGCCGACCUCGUUCCCGUACCCUCGCACGAUCUCGUGUAUUAAUCUUUCCGAACGUACCGUGCAGUGACCUAACUUUCAGUGACAGUGGUGAGCUUUCGAGGAACCUAAUUUUUUUUUUGGAAAAAUAGUGUGAACUCAGAACGAAAGAUACGAUGCUAAAAUUGCGGUCCGGCGGGAAGGCGAAUCUUUGAGCGACGAAAGGGUUGGAGCGCGGGGUGUUCAGCGGGCGGAGGGCGGCGCGAGGACGCGCACGCGCCCGCCGGCACACACCGCCGACAGUUCGGCACACGCGUUGACAACGGCGCGAGCGAUGGACGACAAGCCGACGCCAGUUGUGGGCGAGGAGCACUACAGCCUGCGCUGGAACAAUCACCAGGCGCACCUGCUGCGCUCCUUCGAAGCUCUGCUGCACGCCGAGACGCUGGUCGACGUCACUCUAGUUUGUGCGGAACGUCGCGUUCGCGCCCACAAAGUACUUUUGGGUGCAUGCAGCCCGCUUUUCCGUCGAAUAUUCAGCGAGAAUCCGUGCAAGCACCCCGUGAUCGUGUUGAAGGAUUUUCAAGGAUGGGAAGUGCAGGCGGUGGUAGACUUCAUGUACCGUGGAGAAGUGUCGGUCGCACAGGAACAACUUGGCACCGUGAUCCGAGCGGGAGAAUCGUUGCAAGUACGCGGCCUAGCAGAUCAGGACCGCGAAGAACAGGCGCGUUCGCCUCCAGCGACGCCGCUGGCACGUAGCCCCGUCAGAGCUACACCGCCGGCACCAUCGCCGCCAGUCAGCCCGACCAGCCCCCAGCCACGCAGAAAGCAAGCGCGACCACGUCGCCGCUCCGGAGAGUCUGAUACACCAGAAAACCUAUCAAUGCGAAGAUCACCAAGUGGCGGUUUGAAAGCAGUUCGACUAUCCCGGCCACGAUCACCACCUAAACAGGAACAAGUUGAAGAACAGGAAACAGAGGCGCCACCUCCGCCUCGGAUGUUCCCAACACACCAAGACAUGUUCCCGCCAGUACCACCAGCAGUUUCCGCUCUUUCGUUGACUCCACCCCACAAUGUCUUUUGUCCUUUAGUGUUCGGCAUCGACUCGCCCCUGGGCCUCUUCCCCCCCGGGAUGGAACACAAGAUGUACCCGCUGAUGGAUGUGGAACACCGGGCGCCGCCGCUCGACUCACAACUAUUCACUAACGUUAAAAAGAAAUGGAGACCAAAAGGACAGCAUAGCGCGCCGCGCGGUGGCCCACCUCGAUCCUGGACAAACGCAGAGCUCACGGAGGCCCUGCAGCAUGUGUGGAACAAGAAAAUGACGACGAGCCAAGCUUCGAGAAUAUUCGGUAUCCCGUACAACUCUCUGCUCAUGUACGUGCGAGGCAAGUACGGGAAGAGCCUCAAACUGGAGCAGCUGCGGAAAGAUUGCAUUGGAGCGCCCCUAGACGUGCUCAACCUCAACUCCGGAAACAACAACAACAACCACCCUUCAAGUAAGCAUCACGAUAAAGACGACCACCAGAACGUGGGCCAAAGGCCGUCCAGCUCCGAGCCGGACAUAUCGUCCAACCCGAUGUUCAACCCCUUCUCCCAAGGAUUCUACCCGGAGUUCCCGCCGGGCUUCCCGAUGCCACUGAACAUGCUUCACUUGCUUCCGCCCAACGAGAAGGCAAGGGAGUUGUAUCAGUCGAUGCCGAUGGCUCUGGACUCGCUGUCCGGCACCAAGGAGGAGGACUGCAAGAGCGACCGGUCGAAGGAGAACUCUGCGGACGAGGAGGGCGACACUUACCGCGCGCCGCACCCCCCGCACCCGCCCCCUGACACUCGCACCCUCCUGCAUCACAACGGUCAGGACUAACUCCCGUCGCUCGCGGCGAACGCGGCUGACGAACGAAUCCACAUCUCACCCGCGUAUCUUUAUCGAAAUGUUUUCAAAAAAAAGGGACUAAAACUGGAAUUUAGUUAGUGUAUUUUAAAAGAUCUCAUGUAAAUGUCGUAAUUAUAAUGUUAUAGUUUUUUUAUAAAUUCGUAGGGGAUAAAUUAAUCGUUUAGUAUAUAGACACAACAACACUCGUAUUAACUUCACGUGUAAUAUCUACAUAGGUGUGCUUAGUGCAAGGUUUUUAACUUCUCGAUCGCGUAAAACUUAACUCAAAUUUGUAUGGAGUUGAAAAAGCUUCCCUUUGUUUGCCGCUAGGGGCGCUGUUCCAACCACAUACUAAUUUGAGUUAACUUUUACGUAAUCGAGAAGUUAAAAACUCGCACUGAGCACACAGUACGUUGCCGCGUUGCGCUCGAACGCGACAAGUGCGAUACUUCUAUGCCUGUCUGUUUAAAAUGCACCGAAUAGAUUUCAGUUUUACGGACGAUUACGUAUUUUCGAACCUUCUGGAUCCUCCGGGGCCCAACGGGGCUACGUCCAAACUUUAUUGAGUAUUAGUUAAAUUUAUUAAAUUUAAAAGAUGUGUUAAUAUUGUAAAUGUAUAUUGAGUAUCGCGUAAAAUAAUGAAUAAGCGAUAAUUUAUUCUGAAGGAGUGCAAUAAGUAUGAAAUGUGUUGUGAUUGUUACUUGUUACUUAGGACAUUCCCUAUUCUGUUGUACUGUUAACAUUCCAUUUCAACAUUCCUUGUAUUUAGAUUAAAUCGUUUUAUGUUGUGUAUCUUGACCAAAAUCAACAAGGCCGGCCAUCUUGUGAGCGAAUGGCGCGAAAACACACUGGCCAGUACAAAUUCUAUUUUUGAAUCACACGUCAUCUACUAUUUUAUUUUUCUUAUAUUGUGGUUGUGGUCUUAGAAAUAACCAACAUAAAUUUAUAUCCUGUGUAAUAUUACAUUAAUGUGGCUGUAGAUACGUGUUAAAUGUGCGGAAUAUCUGAAUUUCACCAAAGUUUGUAAAAUAUUUCGUAAUAAUAGUUAUUGUAUUCGAUAAUUUAUAAAAAAACAAAAAACGAUUUUUGAAUGUAAAUAUUUUAAAUGGUAAAUUGAUAAAGCAAAAAAAAAGUAUGAACCAUUAAUUCGAUACGGACAUUCAAGUGUCUAAAAUGGUAUAUAGUAGUGUAUUUGUAAUUGUUGUAGGAUUUAGUCGUGAAACGGUACGUAGGUAGAUCACCGGACCAAAGGUGGUCAAGAUUAUAAGAAAAUUCUUUUAUUCUACACUUAAGUAAAACUAAGCUAAAACUACGUACUUAAAGUUUUAGGGGAUGCAGACUACGAACUCGAUACGCACUCGUUUACAAAAAUACAUAUUAAAUUGAAAAUCAACAAUAGACUUAACAGCAAAUGCCAACACCGACUAAAGAAUUUGUUUAGAGAAACCGUAAAUGAAGACGUCCUCGUCCAAUUCGUAGAAAAGUAAAAAAAAAAAACAAGAUGACAACUUUCAUAUAUAUCGUACAAAUUGGCCAACAUUAAAAUAUCAAAACAAAGAAACAGUGCGCGCCAGGCGAAGACAAAUAAACGUAUAUCGGCACUUCAAUGUUCAAAUAAAAAAGAGCUUUCAAGAUUUUAGUGAAUAAUGAACGUUAGAUUAAAUAACAAGGUUCAACCCAGGCCUGGCUUUAGAUAAUUGUAUACUAUUACAUUUAGAAAUUAUAUAUUUACUAAAGGCAACAACUUUAAUAUGUCGUUUUUGACAUUCACUUCGACGGAUUGAUCGGACAAUGAUCUCAAACGUUAAAAAAAUUUAAUCGAAUGUUAAAGCGGCACUUCAUUUCAAGAGACUUAGGGUCGAUUCGACCAAACAAGAGUAAAUCUUAUUCUUAGAAUAACUCGUCAGUUAAUCGAGAGUAAAUCAAUUUUACGUUUUACCAACUACAAUUCUAAGAAUAGUGGGCCUAUUCGGGAAUUGUUACUAUACCGCCGUUUCGCACGGAAUAACGGAGCUAUUCCUAGAAUAAAGUAAUGGCGUCUGUCAGUCCAACAUCUGAUUUCUGUCAUUUCAUAAAUAUUUAUUCUGUUUUAAUUUCAAGUCAACGCAAUGCACUAAAUGAUUAUUAAUAGUCUGAAUGCAACGUUUAAACGAAAAAAGAUAAAACCACACGACAAAACUUGACAAUUCCCUCAAACAAACAAGAAAUAAAAAUAAUACGUUUGACAGCUGGAUAUCUUACACAACAGCUACUUUUUCACACUAAAAUACGGCAAAAUCGAGUUGACGAUUUGUAUGCUCUUACACUAUGCCGUUGAACAACAACAUUUAUUUGCCGGAUUUUAUUUUUGUUCACCAUUCACUCUGCUAUUCGCGUAUUGUUAUUCCUAGCCCAAGUAUACGUGGAAAAACGACUAUGAAUUUACUCGAGAUUAAAAUCAUGGAAUAGGUUAUUCCUCGUAUAGUUACUCGAGUUUAAAUUUAAGUUUGGUCGAAUCCGCCCUUAAGCGAAUAGUGAUAAUUCCGCAUUUGGUCAAACGUCUGAUGUGUAAACACCAUCCAAUAACCAUCCAUUGAAAGGAACCAAGAAAAAAAAUAUCAGUUCCAUUAUACCCGAUUAACGAGACAAACCAACCAGAAACUAUUUUUGCUAUUUGCGUGUUUAGAUACAAAUAGAAUUUAUGUCCCCUGAAUGAAGUGCCGCCAUUAAAUGCACAAUAUUAAUAUAUUGCCUUUAGUUCAAUUAGAAACCAAUUCUGUUCUAAUUUUUAAAAAUUAAAUAUGUACAAAAAAUCUGUUGAUAGUUCUCAUUUGAAAACGUAUUUUCCCUAUUAAAUUAAUUGUUACGCGUGUAAUAUCAAAUAAGUUUGUACCAACAUGGAUCUCCGCGAAUGAAUCAUUGAUUUAUUAAAUUAUCAAAAGUUAAAUGUCUCAGUCACCAACCUUAAGUUUUAAUAUGACUCAAAUAUUACCUAAUCAAUAACCAUCUUCAUUGAACCCACCUGAAUAAAGCUUUUUUUACUGGUGGUAGAACGUACUGUGUACCCGCACGGGUUGAUACCACGAUCUAGCUACUUCUGCUGCGAAGCAUUCUUGCGUUCUGAUUUGAAGAAUAGCACAGCUGUUUUACUUACUUAGAUCUCAUGUCUUAGAUAGCGAUCUUGACGCUUUGUACUAUCGCUACAACAUAUUGGGAAUAAAUGUAUUUAAAACUAGCUCCCGAUUCCCAGGUUGGGUGACCAUGUUUAACUUCAUCUACUAAAAUAUCCAUAAUUAUCUUGACAGAAGACUGAUCACUAUUUAUGAGUCUAUUUUAUACAAAAAAAAAACUUGUACACUACAUUUUAGAAUGACAGUAAUUGGCUUCAAUCGAUCAUACUACUUAUAGUCGCAUCACUAUUACAAUAUUAUCAUUACAGGGAUUUUAUAUGUAAAUUAACAAUGUAUUAUUGAAUAUUUAAUGACUUUUACGUUAUUUGUUUAUGAUAUUACGUUUACUUUCUUCUUGCACGUGAGCGAUGCUUUUUACAGUAAAUUUGAAAAUUGUAAUGGACGAAAUUAGCAUUAAAUUGUUACUUGUGCCAAAAUAAGGAAUGCGCACUAUUUAGAAAAUGGGAUCGUAAAACUGUUUCCCCGUUUAUGUAUUUGAUUUUUGUGAAUUCAUCUUGUUUUUAGUUUUUGAAUGAUUUUGUAUGUCCAUGAUUCGCGGGAUUAUUAUACUGAUUGAUUGGGCUAAUAAGUUAUCUUUUAAAAUUAUCGUUUCUUUGUAUUCGACUCGUUGUCGUGUUGUGUGUCGAUUAUUAAUAUAAUUUAAACCUAAUUCGUACAAAUAGAAGCAGUAUUAGAGUGAUUUUGUUAAAGUUUUAUCCAGAAGUUUUUAAUUAAGUUUUGUUACUUGUUGGUAAUUUUUAAAAACAAAUAACUUGUAUUUUAAUGUUUUAAGGAAGACUUGUACAUUAUGAGAAUUAUUUUACACAUUCCAACAAUAUAGUUCAGCGGCUAGUAACGAACGUCUCUAAAACAAAUUUAUGAUUUCAUUUUUAAUCUACAGAAAUUUAAACAGAAUUUAUCAGGAGCCAAAUGUAUGUACUUAUAAAAAUAGUAUUUAAUAAAUCGUAAGACAUUGAAUAAAGUAAUUAUUUUAGUUGAUAAAAAUGUGAUUAUAACGUUUUAAUAGUUUCAAAUAUUUAGUUCCUUCAUUUUUGUUGUGGAUAUUUAUAGUAAUUGUAAUAUGUAAUUAAUUUUAAAAUAGAUAAAUUGUUCAUUGCGGUAAAGAGUAUAAUUAAACGUAAGUUAUGUAAUUUAA
Molecule: messenger RNA, 6234 nt
Organism: Bombyx mori (domestic silkworm)
Lineage: Eukaryota; Metazoa; Arthropoda; Insecta; Lepidoptera; Bombycidae
Gene: lov
Product: protein jim lovell
Exons: 3
Coding region: 391-1920 (509 amino acids)
Biological process (GO): regulation of transcription by RNA polymerase II
Cellular component (GO): nucleus
Molecular function (GO): protein binding; DNA binding
Source: RefSeq, a predicted model, not a curated record